Messenger RNA from Exophiala bonariae, 1077 nucleotides. RefSeq lists its product as uncharacterized. Gene Ontology annotation, cellular component: ubiquitin ligase complex. Lineage: Eukaryota; Fungi; Ascomycota; Eurotiomycetes; Chaetothyriales; Herpotrichiellaceae. The coding region runs from base 1 to 1077 and encodes 358 amino acids. The transcript is spliced from 5 exons. The record is from RefSeq and is a predicted model, not a curated record. Gene Ontology annotation, molecular function: ubiquitin conjugating enzyme binding; ubiquitin-like protein binding; cullin family protein binding. Gene Ontology annotation, biological process: protein neddylation.
AUGCCAACCUACACCUCAAGUCAGAGAGCUGCAAUAGCUCAAUUUACAAGUUUCACGCAGACCAAGGAAAGCAUAGCUGCUAAAUUUCUGAAAUCGCACGACUGGAAUGUGGAACGAGCUCUUGAUUCUAUAGCAAGCGCCCCCAAUUCUAAAGAACUGAAGAAUAUUGUUUCUCGCUCAGGACAUGCUUUCCUGCCGACCUUCUUCACCAUUCAUGCCACCGUCAUCUUCUCUCGCGCUUUCCAUUUGUACUACCAUAUCACUAUGCCUCCAAAACGCAGAGCCUCCAGACAAGGUCUGCCUAGCAACUCUGGUGUCCCAAUGGCAACAAAGAAACGUGCAAAGGCGUCUGGCCAUAAAUCUCAUCGAUUCUAUCAAAGUGGCACGAGCAGUACACCCGUCUCCGCUGUCCAACAAAAUCUAGGAAAACUAUUCGACCAAUAUCGAGACAACGCUGCUGCAUCUCCGGACAAGAUUGGAAUCGAUGGAGCCCAAGUAUAUUUGACAGAGAUUGGGGUUGAGUUAGAUGAAGUGGCACAUCUCGCCAUCUGCGACCUCCUUCAAUGCCCAUCCAUCGGAGAGUUCGAGCGAGCUGCUUUCGUGUCUGGCUGGCGCAAUCUUCCUGGCGACAAAAGUUACGAUACAAUCUCCCGCCAAUCAAACUACGUUUCCGUCCUUCGCCAAAAGCUCUCGACCGAUACCCGAUAUUUUAAGCAAGUCUACCGCAAUGCUUUCAAGCUGGCCAAGCCCGAAGGCCAGAGGAGUGUUCCAAUGGAAACCGCAGUCGACUUCUGGCAGAUGUUCUUUCAAGCCGAAAAGGGUGGGGUCCAAUGGAAUACUACUUCGACCAAGUGGCUUGAUUUGUGGAUUGAGUACUAUGAGAACAAUAACAAACGGCCCGUCAACAAAGAUCUUUGGAACAUGGUCGGUGAGCUGGUGCUGAAGAUCAAGGAGCCAGGAGGAGAGAACUUAACUUGGUGGACUGAGGAUGGUGCCUGGCCGAUGGCUGUGGAUGACUUUGUGAACUUUGUCAAGGAGAAGCGAAAGACCCAGGAGGAUACCAUGGACGUCAGUUGA